GGACAGGAAGUGUUAUGACGUCGACCAAUGGGACAAGACGUUUAUUCUAGGGGUUUAGUUCUGGAGUGGCCCGUUAUUGAUGCAAGUCGUGGCCCGAAAAUCGGUUGAGAGGACAUGAACAUGUACCAGGUUCCCAGCCCGGGAAUACCAGGCUGUCCACCUGGACUGGAAUACCUGACUCAGGUGGACCAGCUACUUAUCAAACAGAAGGUUGAGCUUGUUGAAGCUCUCGUGGGAUUCGAGAGUAACAACAAAUAUGAGGUGCGCAACGCCAUGGGCCAGAACGUGUUUUACGCCGUUGAGGAGAACGACUGCCUGAGUCGCCAGUGCUGCGGUCCCAUGCGGCCCUUCUCCAUCCACAUUCUGGACAACUUCGGACAGGAGAUCAUCACCGUCACCCGCCCGCUCAAGUGCAUGUCCUGCUUCUUCCCGUGCUGUCUACAGGAGUUGGAGGUGCAGGCCCCCCCGGGAAACACGGUGGGCUACGUCAUGCAACAGUGGCACCCCUUCUCCCCGAAAUUCAUCGUCGCCAAUGAACACGCGGAGCUGGUCCUGAAGAUCCACGGCCCCUUUUGCGGAUGGAGCUGCCUUCCGGAUGUGGACUUUGAGAUUCUGACCAUGGAUGAGGUCAGCAAGAUUGGCAAAAUCAGCAAGCAAUGGACCGGCCUCCUUCGGGAAGUCUUCACAGAUUCGGACAACUUUGGUAUCCAGUUUCCGAUGGACCUGGACGUCAGGAUGAAGGCCGUCAUGAUCGGGGCAUGUUUUCUCAUUGAUUUCAUGUUUUUUGAGACGACUAACUGAGGAGUUAAAAAACAACAACAACAAACGUUAUCAUGCAAAGCUGCUGGAAGGAACAAGGCCACAAAAGUCCCCACAAAAAGUGAGCCGUGCCGAAGACAUUUAUGUGUCAGAACGGUCCUCCGACAAAUAGCUUAACAGAAAAGAACAUUUACGUUCUAAAAAAGCACGACAUGAAGAAACACAGACGUGAAGAUACAAGGUUUGUUAUUUAUUUUUAGUUGCCGUCGUCGGAUUUGAACUCGUGUUAGGCUUAUGUUAACUUUGGGAUGCCUCGGUUACCAUGGAAAUGAUUUUGUGUAAACAAAUAAAACGUCAUUUGUACGAUUCGGUGAGACAGUGUGCCGCGUGAUGUAACACGGUCCUCAAAUUCAAAUAGUGGACAAAGUAUGUGUCGUGUUUGAACAAAAAGCACUUAUUCAGUGUGUCGUUUGAUUCCGCUUCUUCGCUGCUUUAUAUGUGUGCUUUCAGUUCACUUUUAAUUUAAUGACAAUACCUUUCACCUACCCCCCCCCAAAAAAAGAUACCGGAAUUGAUAAUGAUUGAAAGUGUAUGACUGGGCCUCCACCGCAAGGGGUCGCUAGCGCUUGAAGUAAGCCACAUUCCCGUGACCUCCGAGCCUGCUCGAUGCCACCGAUAUUGCUGCGGACUGUAUAUUUUCGAAUAGACUCAGGUUGAAAUUGCAUGCCACUUCAAUUUAGUGUCACCGACUGCUCACUCACUUGCAACUACGGAUUGUACACACACAUAAACA
Messenger RNA from Hippocampus zosterae (dwarf seahorse), 1552 nucleotides. RefSeq names its product phospholipid scramblase 1. The transcript is spliced from 7 exons. The record is from RefSeq and is a predicted model, not a curated record. The coding region runs from base 115 to 801 and encodes 228 amino acids. Gene Ontology annotation, molecular function: phospholipid scramblase activity. Gene Ontology annotation, cellular component: plasma membrane. Lineage: Eukaryota; Metazoa; Chordata; Actinopteri; Syngnathiformes; Syngnathidae. Gene Ontology annotation, biological process: plasma membrane phospholipid scrambling.